Messenger RNA from Sphaeroforma arctica JP610, 1422 nucleotides. RefSeq lists its product as hypothetical. Bases 116 to 1282 code for a protein of 388 amino acids. The transcript has a single exon. Lineage: Eukaryota; Ichthyosporea; Ichthyophonida. The record is from RefSeq and is a predicted model, not a curated record.
GCACACACACAAACACGAGCCUGAAUAAAAUAUAUUGACACGUAAAUACAAAUACGAGUGUGGAUAAAUACAGGCACGUAUAAGGAAGUAGUACACACAAGGGGUAGGUUGUAGCAUGUUGCGUCUGAACCAUAUGAGGGCUCGAGGAGGUCUGCGCAUUGUGCGUGACGCCUCCUCUCGUGUGUGUGGCACACCGUCGAUACACGCAAUCCCUCACCGCUUCUCAUCUACAAACACAGAUGUGGCAGAUGCAUCGGCACCAGAAACACACCCACUGUACGAAGAACAAGAUAAGUUAUUGCAACCGAGACAUCUCCUGCAAGCGGCAGCCAGGAAGAAAGACUGGUUCGACCUUUUGGCACGACGCGAAGCAGACCCAUCACUCGAGCGCAAUGCACGCCUGGGCCUGGAACGGGUGCAUCUGCCCGAUGUAGCAGGUAUGACGGAGGAGGAGGUAUACGCUAACUACGACGGCUUUAUCAGUGGCACGCCAUUACGUGUGGUGGUGAAGCAUGCUGGGCUUUUUGAUCACAUGUUUGAUGAAGUACACCUCAAAAGGCUCAGACGACUUUUGCGCAUAUCGUACGGUCCCACUGGAGACGCCGCAAAGGUUACUGCGAGUGCCGAGGCGUCGGUUGCUGAGACACUCGAUACGAAAGUGGUACAAGAACCAAUCGAAGACGAUAAGAAAGCCCAGAAGAAGAAGAAGAAGAAGCAACAGAAGGAAGCUAAGGCCAGUGAGAAGGAUCAGAAGGCGGCCAAGGUCAAGCCGUCUAUACCCGCGCCCAUUGUGUUCAAUACGGACAACAACGUGUAUUACGGCAACUUUCUGAAGCCUGCACACAUGCAGACCGCUCCAAAGGUAGCGUUUGAGGGCAAGCCAGACAAGCUGUACACACUAGUACUGAGCAGUCCAGAUGCGAAUGUGUACGACGAUGAGAAGGAGGCAUUGCAUUGGAUGGUUGCGAAUAUAGGCGAGUCUGACAUUACCCAGGGUGUUGAGGUGUGCAAAUACGUACCUCCCACCCCACCGUACGGCUUUGGGGCGUGUAGGUACGUCUUUGCCCUGUACGAGCAGGCGGAGCCCGUUCCCAUGGCAACCUACACAGCUGAUAUGAUCCCGGGAUUGUCCUCGUUUUCCAGCCGGGAGUUUAUGCAGUCACAGAAGGCGGCGUUGAAAGGUGUAGCGUUUUUCCAGUGUGAGUAUGAUGAGAGUGUCAGCAAGACCUUUGCGGAAACUGUCGGACUUGAAACCGAACCAGCGUACGAAGCACUGGAAUAGUCUGAGAGUGGGGUUGUUGAGCAUCACCAAUUGGUUGAGUGGGGUGGGGUGUACGUUUGCACAUGCACACAUACAAGGAUGUGUCAUGGAUGUACAUAGACACAUAUUAGAUAUCAUCAAGUAAAACGUAUUUCAAACUG